GGUGUAGGAGGAGCUGCAAACCAAGCCUCCGGCGCACUUGCGUAGUAGGUGGACGCGGGCGUUUCUUUCCUCCCUUUUUUUUCGAAUUGGUCGUGAGGGGUAGAUUCGAGUUACAAAAUGGCGGUGUGGGGCGUGUGGGCUACCGUUCUCCCAACUGUCUCCUGCUGAACGGACGGCUCACCCCCUCACUGCCCAACGCAGGGAGACGAGGUCCCCGAGGGAUAUGGUGUUUGAGUCUCAGGGCUUGCCGACCACCGAAUCCUUCGAGGCUUUCAGCGCACCGGAAGCGACCGGGCGCCGCUUCAGACCCGAGUGCCGCGGCCGCGACCCCCCGCCUGCUCGCCGCUACGCACCCGGGCUUCGCCGCACCCACAACCCAGCGAGGGCCGCGGCUGCCGCCGGCGAGGUUCGAAAAAAUGGCCAAAAGAAUUGCCGAGAAGGAAUUGACGGAUAGGAAUUGGGAUCAAGAAGAAGAAGCAGAAGAGGUGGGAACAUUCUCGGUGGCCAGUGAGGAAGUCUUGAAGAAUAGAGCCAUAAAGAAAGCAAAGCGUAGAAAUGUUGGAUUUGAAUCUGAUAGUGGAGGGGCCUUUAAAGAUUUUAAAGGUUUGGUUGUACCUUCUGGAGGAGGAGGAUUUUCUGGAUUUGGUAAUGGCGCUGGAGGGAAGCCUUUGGAAGGACUGUCAAACGGAAACAGCAUAACUAGCGGCCCUCCCUUCUCCAGUGCAAGGCCAGCGACCGAGACCAAGGCCACCUUUGGGUCUGUUGCUGUAAAUGGCCCUACCUCCUUGGUCGAUAAAAAGAUUUCAAAUCCCAAAACUAAUGGCGACAGUCAGCAGCCUGCCUCCUCUGGCCUUACCUCCAGUGCCGCCUGCCCCAGGAAUGCCUAUCAUAAGCAGUUGGCGGCCUUAAACUGCUCUGUUCGGGAUUGGAUUGUGAAGCACGUGAAUACAAACCCGCUCUGUGAUCUGACACCUAUCUUUAAAGACUAUGAGAAAUACUUAGCAAGCAUCGAACAGCAACAUGGGAACAGUGGCAGCAGUAAUUCUGAAGGUGAAACCAAGAAAAUAUCAGCUGAAACACAGCCUCCUUCCCUGUUUGGUUCAACAGAAUUACAGCAAGAGUCAACAUUUUUGUUUCAUGGCAACAAAACUGAGGAUACAUCUGAAAAGAAGGUGGAGGCUGUGUCUGAAAAGAACAAGGACCCGUCACUAGGAGCAACAAGUGCCUCGUUUAAUUUCGGCAAGAAAAUUGAUAGUUCUGUUUUGGGCUCCUUAAACUCUGGCCCCUUGACUGGAUUUUCAUUUUCUUCUGGAAACUCCAGUUUAUUUGGCAAAGAUAUUACCCAGAGUAAACCAGUGUCUUCACCAUUUCCCACUGAAACGUUGGAGAGCCAAGCAGAAGGUGGCGGCAGCGACCGCAAAGGUGGAGACGAAGAAGAGAAUGAUGAGCCACCCAAAGUAGUAGUUACUGAAGUAAAAGAAGAAGAUGCUUUUUACUCCAAAAAGUGUAAACUAUUUUACAAGAAAGACAAUGAAUUUAAAGAGAAGGGUGUAGGCACUCUGCAUUUAAAACCUACAGCUAAUCGGAAGACACAGCUUUUAGUGCGGGCAGACACCAAUUUAGGCAACAUACUGCUCAAUGUUCUGAUUCCACCCAAUAUGCCGUGUACUCGCACAGGGAAAAACAAUGUGCUUAUUGUCUGCGUUCCAAACCCACCCAUUGAUGAGAAGAACGCCACCACCCCAGUUACCAUGUUAAUUCGGGUAAAAACAAGCGAGGAUGCAGAUGAGCUGCACAGAAUUUUACAGGAGAAAAAGGCUGCCUGAACACACUUCGGCUGAGGAGUUGUGGCCAAGUUGCUGCUUCCCCACCGCCCCCUUAUCUUAGUUUUCAUCUCUUCCUACUUUGACAUUCUAGGACUUAGAGAUAACUUAAAACUUUUGUGAGGAAGAUUAAUAUGGCCAAUAAAACCUUUAACGUU
This is a messenger RNA of Physeter macrocephalus (sperm whale), 1981 nucleotides long. It is a transcript of the gene NUP50, whose product is annotated as nucleoporin 50. The record is from RefSeq and is a predicted model, not a curated record. Gene Ontology annotation, cellular component: nuclear pore. Gene Ontology annotation, biological process: protein import into nucleus. NCBI's taxonomy places the organism in Eukaryota, Metazoa, Chordata, Mammalia, Artiodactyla, Physeteridae. The coding region runs from base 417 to 1826 and encodes 469 amino acids. The transcript has 8 exons.